Messenger RNA from Eucalyptus grandis, 2493 nucleotides. Its product is annotated as probable protein phosphatase 2C 6. Lineage: Eukaryota; Viridiplantae; Streptophyta; Magnoliopsida; Myrtales; Myrtaceae. Gene Ontology annotation, molecular function: protein serine/threonine phosphatase activity. Gene Ontology annotation, biological process: protein dephosphorylation. The transcript has 5 exons. The coding region runs from base 624 to 2198 and encodes 524 amino acids. The record is from RefSeq and is a predicted model, not a curated record.
ACGUAAGCUCGCUUCCAUCCCACUGCUGCCGUAGAUCGCGACGACUCCGUAAGUCGUCCACUCCGUUUCUCUUUUGUCACCCUCAGAAGCCCCACCACCACCACCACCACCACCGUCGCCCUCCCUCCACCUGCUCCGUGGCUGUCAGCGGUCCUUGUUCGCUUGCUGAUCCCUUUUCUGAACACGAACGGCGCACUUUCUUUAAAGUUCUUUGAGGCGUGUUGCGUCGGUGGGCACGUCCUCUCCCGCUCUCCCGUCCUCUUCCCUCUCCGGCUGGCUCUCUCCCCUCUGGCGGCCCUUCUCCGUGGGGGUUUGAUUGCGAGCACCGAUCGGGGGGGGCCGGAACGGGAUGUGAUUCUUGCGCUGACAUUUAUAACCCAACCACCCACCUACUACCGCCCCCGUCUUUCGUAUUCCUCCCGAUCCUCCUCCCCUCCCUUUUAAUUUCGACUGCCCCACUCCGCCCUUCUUUUAUGUUUUGACCCCAACCCGCACCCGAGAAGCGUACGUUUCGAAAGGGAUGGGCCGGAGAAAGUUCUGAAUUUUUUUGCUUCUCUCCUUUUUUUCCCACCCUACCCUCCUUUCUUUAUGUUGUGCGGAUUCUUUUCGCGGGAGGAAUCGAAAUGGGUUCUUGCUGUUCGAGGCCGGGAGGGCAGGGCCGGAGCGUGGUGGGGGUUGCGGCCGAGGGAGAUCCCACGUCGGCAGGGGUGGCGGCGCGUGGGCCGGGCUCCGGCUCCGGGAGGUGGAAGAAGAUUGGGAGCUUGAGCAAGAGGAGGUCUGCGAACAACGACCAGCUGCUGAACCAGAGUCAGAUUCAUGUUGCUGGGAAGAUGUGCGUGAAUGGGGCUAGCGAUGUGGCUUGCGUGUACACGCAACAGGGCAAGAAAGGUACCAAUCAAGACGCCAUGGUUGUUUGGGAGAAUUACAGUUCAAGAAGUGAUACAGUAUUCUGUGGAGUAUUUGAUGGUCAUGGUCCUUUUGGUCAUAUGGUUGCCAAGAAAGUUCGAGAUUCUCUCCCACUUAUACUCUGUACCCAGUGGACUGCCUCUUCAAGUGUUGAUGAGAGCGACCUUGCCAACAACAAAAAUUCUCCCAGUGGUACAACUAAUGAGGAAGGUGCUAUAGUUGCCUCAGAGGAUCAGUGGUCUGAGUCCUGGGCAAUUGAAGAAAAGGAGAGACUUCCUGAGGUGCUUCUUCCACUUAGACAGUCAAUGUUAAAAUCUUUCAACUUAAUGGACAAGGAAUUGAAGUUGCAUCCAACCAUCGACUGUUUCUGCAGUGGAACAACAGCCGUUACCUUGAUAAAGCAGGGGCAGCAUCUUGUGAUAGGAAACGUCGGUGACUCUAGAGCAGUACUUGCAACAAGGGACGAAGAUAAUUUGUUGGUUGCUGUCCAACUGACUGUGGAUUUGAAGCCAGAUCUUCCAAGGGAGGCAGCGAGGAUACAAGAGUGCAAAGGCAGGGUUUUUGCCUUGCAAGAUGAGCCAGAGGUUGCACGUGUUUGGUUGCCAAAUAAUGACUCACCUGGUUUAGCCAUGGCUAGAGCUUUUGGGGACUUCUGUCUCAAGGACUUUGGCUUGAUAUCAGUCCCAGAUAUCUACUAUCGCCACCUUAGUGAAGGAGAUGAAUUCAUCAUUAUGGCCACAGAUGGGGUUUGGGAUGUUCUAUCAAAUAAGGAAGCCAUUGACAUAGUGUCGUCAGCACCCUCGCGUACAACAGCUGCUAGAGCCCUUGUUGAUUGUGCAGUUCGUGCCUGGAGGCUUAAGUACCCUAAUUCGAAGACUGAUGAUUGUGCAGCGGUAUGCCUCUUUCUGGACCAUUUGCCCUCAAGGGAAGCUUGGCCCAUGGGUGAGAUGGCGAAAAAUCCAGAGCCACCGGUCAUAACAGUGGCAGUAACCGCUGAUAAAUCAGAAGCCUUAGAUAUCAAUGGUGAUUGUCGUGAUCUUGAAUUCGAGCACGCAAGUGCUCGAGGCACUGAUGAGAUUGUCCCAGUCCCUGAACAUUCAGAGGGGAAAGUUUCUGGAAAGCUCCGAGCACACUCCAAGAGGAGCCUUGCAGAGUGCAUUUCCACGACCGAGGACGAAGAGUGGUCGGCUUUGGAAGGUGUUACCCGGGUCAAUAGUCUGCUUAGCCUUCCCAGGUUCUUAUCGAGGGAUGCAAGAUCGACCAGUUGGCGAAAAUGGUUGCCAGACUUUUAAUACAGUUGAGGCCCGAUCCUGCUAUUUCCUGCAUAAUUAUCGAAGGAUAUCGCCAUGACGAAAGUUGUGCAGGAUUAGUGGAUUGACGUAUACAGAAGUGUCUAAGUCGGUUCCUAUAAAAUAUGUGGCCAGGAGCUGUAUUAUAUUUUUGGGGGCAUAGCUCAUAGAAUGAUAAAUCUGUUUGUUAUUGCUUAAUCGCGCUUCGGUUGUUGAUGCUUUGUCAAUCUUUCUUUUCCAGACAUUUCGCUUUUAGACAGUUGUUCAUAGAAAAAUUUUCCAUGUCCAUUUCCUUUUC